This is a messenger RNA of Linnemannia hyalina, 3318 nucleotides long. NCBI's taxonomy places the organism in Eukaryota, Fungi, Mortierellomycota, Mortierellomycetes, Mortierellales, Mortierellaceae. The record is from the annotation of a GenBank genome assembly.
AUGUUCUCAGGAAACACCGACGGGUUCGACGUGUUCGACGAAGACAACCGCGAAGACUUUUCACACCUCACCUCAUCCACGACACCACCAACAACAACACGCCGGCAGCAUGCUGCUCCAGCUUUAACGAACGGAAAGCUCACCGAUAGACAGCGGCGAGAUAUGGAGGUCCAUAUGCAAGACCCAGACAACAAAAACAACAGCGACAACAGCCAGAGCUGGACCCAGCCACAAGAUGAUGUUGACAUGGAUACCAACACCGAAGGACUGCUCGUGAAGGCUAAUGAGAUCGCCCCAACCUUCACCGACGAGUUUGAGGAGGACUUGCAGCGCGAAGUUGCUUACGCACCAGGAUUGAUGGCCGCCACCGAAGGAGAAAACGUCAUCCUCAGUCACCAGGUCCGGCAUCAAGUGGCACUUCCACCAGACUGGAACUACACGCCAAUAUCUCAGCACGUACCCAGGAACCCUCCAGCAAAAACAUACCCAUUCACUCUGGAUCCUUUCCAAAAACUGGCAACAUACUCGAUUGAACGCGGCGAGUCGGUUCUUGUUUCAGCCCAUACCUCAGCAGGAAAGACUGUCGUGGCAGAGUUUGCGAUCGCGACAAGUCUCCAGAAUAAGCAACGAGUCAUCUACACAAGUCCAAUCAAGGCACUGAGUAACCAAAAGUAUCGGGAGCUGCUCGAAGAGUUCAAGGAUGUCGGACUUAUGACAGGAGAUGUUACUAUCAACCCGUCGGCGUCGUGUUUGGUCAUGACAACAGAGAUUUUGAGGGGAAUGCUCUAUCAUGGAUCGGAGGUGAUGCGUGAGGUUGCUUGGGUUAUCUUUGACGAGAUUCACUACAUGAGAGAUGCAGAGCGCGGAGUAGUGUGGGAGGAGACGAUUAUUAUGUUACCGGCGCAGUGUCACUACGUCUUCCUGUCGGCGACUAUCCCCAACGCGAUGGAGUUUGCAGAGUGGGUGUGCAGGAACAAGGAGCAACCCUGCCAUGUCGUGUACACCGAUUUCCGACCUACCCCACUUCAACACUACUUGUUCCCCAGUGGAGGCGAAGGCAUUUACCUUGUGGUAGACGAGAAGGGACAGUUUCGCGAGGACAACUUUAAUCAGGCACUGGCGGCGAUCGUAGAAGGCAACCCAAAGAAUGGCAAGAAGUCAAAGUCGGGACCGAAUAACCACAACAACAAGGUCAAGGGCGCUGGCAAAAAGGACAUGUCCACAGACGGACCGUCAGAUAUCUACAAGAUUGUCAAGAUGAUUCAGGCCAAGAACCUGUACCCGGUCAUCGUGUUCAGCUUCAGCAAGCGGGAGUGCGAGGCGUUGGCGCUUCAGAUGUCGAACCUGGGAUUCAACAGUGACAAAGAAGGAAAACUGGUCUUGCAGGUCUUCAACAACGCCAUCAGCUCGCUCCCGGAGUGUGACCGGACACUUCCUCAGAUCAUGCAUCUUCUACCUCUGCUGCAGCGCGGUAUCGGGAUCCAUCACGGAGGACUGCUGCCGAUUCUCAAGGAGGUCAUCGAGAUUCUGUUCCAGGAAGGAUUGGUCAAGGUUCUCUUUGCGACAGAGACCUUUUCGAUCGGACUCAACAUGCCCGCCAAGGCUGUCAUCUUUACAGGGGUUCAAAAGUUUGAUGGCGAGAAGAUUCGGUGGGUGUCCGGAGGAGAGUACAUCCAGAUGUCAGGACGAGCAGGGCGACGUGGUCUUGAUGACCGUGGGGUUGUCAUUAUGAUGCUGGAUCAAAAGAUGGAACCUGCAGUGGCGCAGGGGAUGGUCCUUGGUACGACAGACCCUUUGAACUCGGCGUUCUAUCUGUCGUACCACAUGAUCCUGAAUCUGAUGAGGAUCGAGGGGAUCAGUCCAGAGUUCAUGUUGGAGCGGUGCUUCUACCAGUUCCAAACCGCAGGCAACAUCCCAAGAAUCAAGCAAGAUCUUUUGAAGUGGCAGACAGUCGUAACCAAGAUCCAGUUCACGCCUGUAGAGGAAUCGUCGCUGGAACAAUACCACGACCUCAGGGUCCAGCUCGCGACAUGUGCCAAGGAGAUCCGAUCUAUUAUUUACAACCCUCAGCACUCGCUCCAAUACCUGCAGAGCGGAAGAGUCGUGAAUAUUGCUUUCGAUAAGCAGCCGGUCGGAUGGGGCGUCUUGACGGGAUGCCAUAAGGCAAGGCCAGGGCCAGGCAAGAAGGCAGCCGACUCUGCUGACGGCAACAAACCCGGGGCCUCGUUCAUUCUGGAUAUUCUUCUCGCGUUUCCUCGGGACACCAAAUUUGAGUAUGGCUCUGGCGGAAUUGUAACAGGAAUCGAAGAGUCACAAAAGGGCAAGAUGGUGGCACAGCCGACAGAGUUUGCAGCUAUGAAGGUGUCAUUGGAUUCUGUGCGGUAUAUCGGCGCACCACUGAUUUCUCUUCCCAAGGAUAUCCGUACGAGUCCUGGAUCGCGCGCCAAUGCGUUCAGAGCUCUUCUCGAGCUCCAACGGCGGUGUCCAGACGGGAUCCCGAUUCUUGACCCAGUGGAGGACAUGGGCAUUCGGAGUCCAGCGCUUCAGCGCGUCAUCCGCCAAGUUGAGACACUUGAGGAGUUGCUCUACAAGCACCCCAUGGCGAACCUGCAAGCAGGAAACAACCAAGCCAUGUAUGAGCAGUUCCUCGCGAGGAGUGAGGCGAAGGCCAAGAUCAGGUCGCUCAAGGCUACACUCAGCAAGGCCGUGGCGGUUACCCAGAUGACGGAGCUGAAGGAUCGGAAGCGAGUCCUCCGGCGAUUGGAGUUCACGACAGCAUCCGACGUGGCUGUGGUUAAGGGUCGAGUUGCUUGUGAGAUCAACUCAGGAGAUGGGUUACUGUUGACCGAGCUGAUUUUCAACGGAACGUUCCGCGAGUUGACGGUAGAGCAGACGGUGGCGCUGAUGAGCUGUUUCUGCUUUUUUGAGAAGCUGGACGCACCCCCUGCCAAGCUGAAGGAGGUUCUAUCGGUGCCGUUCAAGAUGUUGCAGGAGAGCGCGAGAGCCAUAGCCAGGGUGGAAGUGGAGUGCAAUAUCCCUAACGUGGACGUGGACGUGUAUGUGCAAAAGUUCAAGCCCGACAUGAUGGACGUCGCCUUCGCCUGGGCCAAUGGUGCCUCGUUUGAAGAGAUUAAUACGAUGACUGAUGCGUUUGAAGGAUCGAUUAUCAGGAUGUUCAGGCUGUUAGACGAGCUGAUGAGACAGAUGGCGGCAGCCUGCAAGUCCCUCGGCAACGAAGAGCUGGAGAAGAAGUUCCUGGAUGGGAUCAAGAGUAUCAAGCGCGGCGUUAUUUUUGCAGCGUCGUUGUACCUCUUCUAA